AUGACUGAAGCUCCCUCUGAGGCUGGUUUCCAGAUUCAACCAGAUAGAGGCAUCAGCUGGAUAACCCUCGGCUCUUCCAUCUACAGUGUGAUAACGAGGCUGAAGGCGUCCCCGCAUAUUUACACCGGUCUUGACUUAUCCUGUUCUGCUGUGGAACCACUCACCCAGCCGAUCAUUCUGAGCCUACCAUAUAAUGGUCUGAGACUUCGCUUCGACGGUCCCGAUCAACGGCUACGACUGAUCGAAGUACUCGACUUCUCGCUGAGCACAUUCGUCUAUAAGAACACCGCGCUGGUCCGCCGAGCUAAGAGCUCGGAUGAUGUUAACCAAGAUGAGGUCAGUCCAAGCGGGCCAACCUUUCGCCAUGUCUAUAGUCGUCUGUUCGGACCAACUUAUGCGGGAGAAUAUACCGCCCCAGAAGCCGGCGUCUCCGAAGGGACGUACGUCCUUUCAUAUCCUGGCUUGGCCUUCACGUUUCCUGUGAAGCACAAAGCGUGGUCAGAAAAGGUGGACUUUGUGUCAAUACUGUCCUCGAAUGCGACAGGUCCGGCGAAGGCGAUGGCUAUCUUUUCGGGGUCAUCGUGGACUGAAGUGAGGUCUAACCUGUAUACUAAACCACCAGUCUAUCCACGAUCACCGGCACUUAUUGGCAAAUCCGUGGAGACUGUCCCUGACGAAAUCGAGGAGGUAAGAGUGCUUGGAGGCGGUAGGCUGGAAUUGAUCCGAAGGAGCUCGCCGCCUCUAGCGAUCACCCUAAGCGAGACAACUCCGCAAGAUCUUGUGGCCGACUUAGGUCCACCCGAUGCCAUUUACCGUAAGCAUGACCGCCGGAUAUCCAUCCAUGCGAAAGGCAAGCCUACCAACCGACGACAGUCAAGCGUGUCUCCGGGACUCGACCCCCAAGCACUGGAUACCGAUCAGUCAUCCAUGCACAGUUAUACAGAAGACUCGGACUUUGAUCCGGAACUCGAUGAAGAUCGCACUGAUCCGUCCAGCGAUGAAUGCUUCUACAACUACUUCAACCAUGGAUUUGACAUAUUGAUCUCGUUUCCUGCCGCAAGAACACCGCGUUUUCCCGGUUCCGAGCUCGGUGAGAUUUCAGCAUCGUCCAGCGCGCAACUGGUUGCCACCAAGAUCUUAUUGCAUGGCAACGUACCAGGGUCAUUUCCAUUCAAUCGGCAUCGGCGAAGUCGGUGGGUGAUACGACUAGAUGCAGAGAGCAGAGAGCCAUGGUUGACUUCCGAGAUGCCGUUCUCUGAGGUAUCCGCGGCACUCAAGGACGUCUGGCACGACACGUACAAGGACGAGAACGAGGAGAAGCAGAUGCAGCGCGGCAUGGUGCUCAACCGAGGAUGGGGUGAAAGCCCCGAGAGCUCGAUCGAGCUGCUGGGGGAUCUCGAGGAAAGCCCAACCCGAGAGAAGGCCGAUGAGCAUGGUCUGGGAGAUGCUAUCGGUGUAAUGAGCAACACGGAAUUGUUCGGGUUCCCGGGCAUGUUAUUUGAAGUGCUGAAGAAUGACGCUGUUAGCUGCUUGACAGUGUUUUAG
This is a messenger RNA of Cladophialophora yegresii CBS 114405, 1545 nucleotides long. Its product is annotated as isoleucyl-tRNA synthetase. The record is from RefSeq and is a predicted model, not a curated record. The transcript has 2 exons. Lineage: Eukaryota; Fungi; Ascomycota; Eurotiomycetes; Chaetothyriales; Herpotrichiellaceae. Bases 1 to 1545 code for a protein of 514 amino acids. Gene Ontology annotation, cellular component: trans-Golgi network. Gene Ontology annotation, biological process: Golgi to plasma membrane protein transport.